AUGCCCACCGUGGCGUCGGCGUCGUCGUCGCCUUUCGCGGCAGCGAUAGCGGAGCCGGCCGCCCUCCCCGUCUUCCUGCGGCCAGCGCUCCUCCACGGCCUCGGCGCCGGGGCCCACCUCCUGCUCGCGCUCGCCGUCGCGGCCCGGCUCCUCUUCGCCCCCGCCCACCGCGGCAAGGAAUCAGCCGCUGCGGUGAGAGGCGGUGGCAUCCGGUUCCGGUGGGGACAGUUCGCUGUCCGCGCCACAUGGGCUCUGGCGGCGUCCGAGGUCUUCCUCGGCGUGUACUCGCUCGUCUCGUGGUACCUUGACAACAGUGGCACCGGCGGCGGGGCCGGGUGGGGGGCGCCCGACGCGGUGGCCGACCAGGCGGACACCGCGGCGCGCGCGGUGGCGUGGCUGCUGCUCGCGGCCUACCUGCAGCUCCAGUACCGCGGCCGCGGGGAGGAGCGCUUCGCCGCGCCGCUCAAGCUCUGGUGGGCGCUCUUCCUUCUCCUCUCCGUCCUCGCUCUCGCCGUCCACGCCGCCACGAGCCUCUCCUACGGGCUCCCCGUGCCCGCGCUUCCGUGGGCGCGCGACGCCGUUGAGGUCCUCGCAGGCGUGGCGCUACUCGUCGCCGGGUUCUCUGCCAACACGACGGGCGGCUCUGCUUCCGAGGAGCCUCUGCUCAACGGCGCGAGCGAGAGCCGCGGCGACGACACCGUCGAUGCUUCCCUCUUCACGAGCGCCGGCUUCCUCAGCGUCCUCACCUUCUCCUGGAUGGGACCCCUGCUCGCCGUCGGCAACAAGAAGGCCCUCGGCCUCGACGACGUCCCUGACCUUGAUCAUGCCGACAGCGUGGCCGGCCUGCUCCCCUCGUUCAAGACGAACCUGGAGGCGCAAGCCGGCGACGGGUCUGGCCCCAAGUUCACCGCGUUCAAGCUCACCAAGGCCCUUGUGCGCACCGUCUGGUGGCACAUCGCGGUGACCGCGCUCUACGCACUCAUCUACAACCUGGCCACCUACGUUGGCCCGUACCUCAUAGACUCCCUGGUGCAGUACCUCAACGGCGACGAGAGGUACGCCAGCAAGGGGAAGCUCCUUGUUGUCACAUUCAUCGUAGCCAAGGUGUUUGAGUGCUUGUCACAACGGCACUGGUUCUUCCGGCUACAGCAAGCCGGGAUACGUGCUCGCUCCGCGCUCGUCUCCGUCGUGUACCAGAAAGGGCUCUCUCUGUCCAGCAUCUCCAGACAGAGCCGCACCAGCGGCGAGAUGAUCAACAUCAUCAGCGUGGACGCCGACCGAGUCGGCCUCUUCUCAUGGUACAUGCACGAUCUCUGGUUGGUACCACUCCAAGUAGGCAUGGCAUUGUUCAUCUUGUACUCCACCCUGGGGGUAGCGUCGCUUGCAGCGCUCGGUGCCACCAUUGUGGUCAUGCUUGCAAAUGUGCCUCCCAUGAAAAUGCAGGAGAAGUUCCAGCAGAAGCUCAUGGACUGCAAGGAUGUCAGGAUGAAGGCGACAUCUGAGAUCCUGCGCAACAUGAGGAUUCUUAAACUGCAGGGGUGGGAAAUGAAGUUCUUGUCCAAGAUCAUUGACCUCAGGACCACAGAGACAAGCUGGCUCAAGAAGUACCUUUACACAUCGACCGCGGCCACCUUCGUGUUCUGGGGUGCCCCGACCUUCGUCGCUGUGGUAACCUUCGGAGCUUGCAUGCUCUUAGGGAUACCAUUGGAGUCAGGGAAGGUGCUGUCUGCAUUGGCCACGUUCCGGGUGCUUCAAGAACCAAUAUACAACCUUCCUGACACAAUCUCGAUGAUGAUUCAGACCAAGGUGUCUCUUGACAGGAUAGCAUCUUUCCUAUGCCUUGAGGAGUUGCCGACGGAUGCCGUGGAGAGGCUACCAAGUGGUAGCUCCAAUGUUGCAAUUGAGGUCAGCAAUGGGUGCUUCUCCUGGGACGGCUCACCUGAGCUGCCAACGCUGAAGGACCUGAAUUUUGAAGCUCAGCAAGGUAUGCGCGUUGCAGUCUGUGGGACGGUCGGCUCUGGAAAAUCAAGCUUGCUCUCUUGCAUUCUUGGUGAGGUGCCAAAGCUAUCAGGAGAGGUCAAGACUUGCGGAACAAUGGCAUAUGUCAGCCAGACGGCAUGGAUACAGAGCGGCAAAAUUCAGGACAACAUACUGUUCGGCAAGGAGAUGGACAGUGAGAAAUAUGACAGGGUCCUUGAGUGGUGUUCACUGAAGAAAGACUUGGAGAUCUUGCCAUUCGGUGACAAGACAGUCAUUGGAGAGCGAGGCAUAAAUCUUAGUGGCGGGCAAAAGCAAAGGAUUCAGAUAGCCCGAGCUUUGUAUCAGGAUGCCGACAUCUAUUUGUUUGAUGAUCCAUUCAGCGCAGUCGAUGCUCAUACAGGAUCCCACCUUUUCAAGGAAUGCUUGCUUGGGGCUUUGGCUUCAAAAACAGUGGUUUAUGUCACUCACCACAUUGAAUUCCUGCCUUCAGCUGAUCUUAUUCUGGUAAUGAAAGGUGGGAGAAUAGCACAAGCAGGCAAAUACAACGAUAUACUUGGUUCAGGGGAAGAGCUAAUGGAACUGGUUGGUGCUCACCAAGAUGCUCUCACAGCAUUGGAUGUGAUUGAUGUCGCUAAUGGAGGCAGUGAGACAAUCUCUUCAAGCCUAUCCAGGUCAUUGUCAUCAGCUGAAGAGAAAGAUAAACAAAGUGGCAAAGACAACGGUGACAAGGUUCAGAGUGGGCAGCUGGUGCAGGAAGAAGAAAGAGAAAAAGGCAGGGUGGGGUUCUGGGUCUACUGGAAAUACCUCACAUUGGCUUACGGCGGAGCUCUCGUACCAUUUGUGUUGAUAGCACAGCUACUUUUCCAAGUACUUCAGAUUGCUAGCAAUUACUGGAUGGCUUGGGCUUCUCCUGUGUCGAAAGACGCUGAGCCUCCAGUGAGCACGUCGACACUGAUCUAUGUCUUCGUGGCAUUGGCUGUUGCAAGUUCGCUAUGCAUCCUCAUAAGGGCACUGUUUCUUGUGACAGCUGCAUACAAAACAGCAACUCUGUUGUUCAACAAGAUGCAUAUGGCCAUAUUCAGAGCUCCUAUGUCUUUCUUCGAUUCCACUCCAAGUGGGCGCAUCUUGAAUAGAGCUUCAACUGAUCAAAGCGAAGUGGAUACAAACAUCGCUUACCAGAUGGGUUCUGUUGCAUUUUCCAUCAUACAACUAGUUGGAAUUAUUGCGGUUAUGUCUCAGGUAGCAUGGCAGGUGUUUCUUGUGUUCGUUCCUGUGAUCAUUAUCUGUUUCUGGUACCAGCGCUACUACAUUGAGACGGCCAGAGAGCUGCAAAGGCUGGUAGGGGUUUGCAAAGCUCCUAUCAUACAACAUUUUGCUGAAUCAAUUACUGGAUCAACCACCAUCAGAAGUUUUGGCAAAGAACAUCAGUUUGUAUCAACUAAUAGCCAUCUAAUGGAUGCCUACUCUCGACCGAAAUUCUACAAUGCUGCAGCAAUGGAGUGGCUUUGUUUCCGCUUGGAUACGCUGUCGUCCUUCACAUUUGCAUUCGCUUUGGUAUUUCUGAUCAGUCUACCAACUGGUAUCAUCGAUCCAGGUAUUGCUGGUCUCGCGGUCACAUAUGGGCUUAACUUGAACAUGCUGCAAGCAUGGGUUGUGUGGAGCAUGUGCAAUUUGGAGAACAAGAUCAUAUCAGUAGAAAGAAUUCUGCAAUACAUAAGCAUUCCUGAAGAGCCCCCACUUUCAAUGUCAGAAGAUAAGUUGCCCCAUAACUGGCCGUCACAGGGAGAAAUUCAGCUUCGUGACGUCCAUGUAAGAUAUGCUCCACAACUACCAUUUGUUCUGAAGGGCCUUAACGUCACUUUCCCUGGAGGCAUGAAGACUGGUAUUGUUGGAAGAACAGGCAGUGGUAAAUCAACACUCAUACAGGCCCUUUUCCGUAUUGUCGAGCCUACUGUCGGUCAGAUACUGGUAGAUGGUGUUGACAUCUGCACCAUCGGGCUGCAUGAUCUGAGAUCUAGACUUAGCAUCAUUCCACAAGAUCCAACGAUGUUUGAGGGAACUGUGAGGAGCAACCUUGACCCUCUUAACGAGUACAAUGACGAUCAGAUCUGGGAGGCCUUGGAUAACUGUCAGCUGGGAGAUGAGGUCAGGAAGAAGGAGCUGAAACUCGACUCACCAGUGAUCGAGAACGGAGAGAACUGGAGCGUGGGCCAGCGCCAGCUAGUCUGUCUUGGAAGAGUGAUUCUGAAACGGACCAAGAUACUGGUUCUGGACGAAGCCACUGCUUCAGUGGAUACCGCGACAGACAACAUGAUUCAGAAAACACUACGUGAGAACUUCUCGGAGGCGACGGUCAUCACGAUUGCGCAUCGAAUCACCUCGGUCCUCGACAGCGACAUGGUUCUGCUCCUCGACAACGGUGUGGCCGUGGAGCGUGACACGCCGGCCAAGCUGCUGGAGAACAAGUCGUCUCUGUUCUCAAAGCUUGUGGCGGAGUACACGAUCAGAGCGACGCACGCGUAG
Triticum turgidum subsp. durum (durum wheat) is the source of this 4503-nucleotide messenger RNA. Lineage: Eukaryota; Viridiplantae; Streptophyta; Magnoliopsida; Poales; Poaceae. The record is from the annotation of a GenBank genome assembly.